AUGGGCUUCACAACGGGCUUUCUCGGCGGCCUCACCCUCACGUACUCCCUGCUCUACAUGUCACUCUACGUCCAUCGAGCGAACCGCAACGUCCAAAAAACGCUUCUAAAACAACAAGCCAACCUACUUAACUCGGUCGUCGAACCGCCUCCUCCUCUUCCAGAACCUCCGGCAUACGAAGUCCGCAAGGCCGGCCUGGUUGAAGAGCUCAAGGACCAUUGGAACAGCGAGAUCGAGAAGCUCGUGCGCAACGUACAGACUACCGAUUGGGCGGCCAAACGCGAGCAGUGGGAAAGCACGAUUGCCGCGACGUGGAACAAGGUGCGUUCGAGUCAGCCUGCGCAGGAGCUUGAACAAAAAGCCAGGGUUACAGCGGAAGAGCUCGAGAGCAGUGUCAAGAAUAUUGUGGCAGAGGGAAAGGACAAGGCAAGGACAGCGGCCAAGGAUAUUGAGAGGAAUGUCAAGGAUGCCGUGACGGCGGGAAAGGAUAAGGCAAGAACGACCGCGAACGAGGUCAAAGAAAAGGUUGUCCAGGGUAGCGAGAAGGCGAGCGAAAAGGCGCAGAAUGCGACGAGGGAGCCUAGACUGUUGGAGUUGAAAUGA
Exophiala xenobiotica is the source of this 603-nucleotide messenger RNA. RefSeq lists its product as uncharacterized. NCBI's taxonomy places the organism in Eukaryota, Fungi, Ascomycota, Eurotiomycetes, Chaetothyriales, Herpotrichiellaceae. The transcript is spliced from 2 exons. The record is from RefSeq and is a predicted model, not a curated record. The coding region runs from base 1 to 603 and encodes 200 amino acids. Gene Ontology annotation, biological process: cristae formation. Gene Ontology annotation, cellular component: MICOS complex; mitochondrial crista junction.